This is a messenger RNA of Penicilliopsis zonata CBS 506.65, 934 nucleotides long. RefSeq lists its product as hypothetical. The coding region runs from base 387 to 908 and encodes 173 amino acids. NCBI's taxonomy places the organism in Eukaryota, Fungi, Ascomycota, Eurotiomycetes, Eurotiales, Aspergillaceae. The record is from RefSeq and is a predicted model, not a curated record. The transcript is spliced from 2 exons.
GACGAUAAUUGGUGGCUUUGGCGAUGAAUGGCCAGACUCUACGUCGAGACGAAUAACACCAGGGUCGAGACAAACCCUCCGGGAUGGGAGGAGGGAAUUUCAGUGGAGGAUGGAAGCCUUUCAUCCAGAGACCAUAGAUGGAGAAAUAAUGAGGGCAAUAUAUCUCAGCCAUCAAUUUGAGAGGACAGACUUCAAACCACACGCUGAUUGAUUGAUUCGGAUGAGUGAUACUGUCCGGGAGGUCAGAGGAUCAUGGCGCGACGAAAGUAUAAGUAUUCUGGGUUCACCUAAGAUUUCUCUCUCGUCAACCUCAAGCACCCAGUUACCCAUCUACUCGACCCUCCAUAGAAGCCAAAGAAGGUAAAAAAAAAAGAAAGAAAGAAACCAUGUCACGAGCAUCUACCAUCGGCGGGGGUGACGGCGUGAUAGUCACCAGCACCACGGAGGCCUACAUCAUCGAGUACCAGCCCGUGACGGCGCACGGCAACGCAGCAGUCUCCGAUGCAAACAGCAAGACCGCAGUGAGCUACCUGCCCGGCCAGGCGGUGCUGAAGCCGGCCGCGUUUGACCAGAAUGUCGCCAGCACCAAACAGGGCGUCGUGCAUGUGCCGAUUCCCAACCCGCCCUCGUUGACCAAGAGCGCGACCCUGCAGAACAUUCUGCUCGAUCUCAACUCCGCCAACGACGCCAGGGUCAACGCGGUCUCUCUCUACUAUGAUAAGCAUCUGGUGGUCAAGACGGACACGAGCAACACUAGCACCUUCCACAUCGACUUCAUCACCGCCGAGGCCGCCAGCUACGCCUAUCGCCCGCCGACGGGUAUCUGCGUGUCGCUGGAUCUGCGGUUUCCCAACUCGGACUCUUCCAUUGACCUGUACUCGGUCAGUCUCAUCUACAAGGCGGCUUAAAGCGCCGGCCAGUCCGUACGACCCGU